GCCCCCCCGCCGGAGCGGCGUUGGUGGCGGCGACCAGGGCGUUUACCCGGCCGUUCGUGUUGGCUGGCGGCGCCGCUGGUGCUCUGGCUGGUCCCGCGAACAACUGGCGUGCAGCGCAGGCAAGGAGCGGCUACCACUGCGGCGACGUGGUCGCGCCGCCCGCCGGCUUCGCCAGGACGGGCUUCCCACACAGAGAGGUCGUCGCGCUGGCAGACGUGUCGGCGCUGUUCAUCGAGUGGGUCACCAUGUCCGAGGGAGGUGCUUUCAGUAACCAGGCGGGCAAGCCCUCCAGGAGCCUGGCCGGAAUCGCGGAGAGCUGUCGAGAAGAAGUCCUAGCGGAUUUCCCGAAGCCGAAGACGACCACGCGGUGCCUGAAGAGCCUCGCCAGCGAGGGUCGGUCUUUAGAGAGCCAUUUCGAGCAUUUCAAGAAGAUGCGCGGGUUGCAGGAAACCGAGUGGGGCAUGGAAGAGCACGCGCAGGCGUCACCUGAAG
Molecule: messenger RNA, 492 nt
Organism: Prorocentrum cordatum
Lineage: Eukaryota; Dinophyceae; Prorocentrales; Prorocentraceae
Source: the annotation of a GenBank genome assembly